Molecule: messenger RNA, 489 nt
Organism: Ascochyta rabiei
Lineage: Eukaryota; Fungi; Ascomycota; Dothideomycetes; Pleosporales; Didymellaceae
Exons: 3
Coding region: 1-489 (162 amino acids)
Molecular function (GO): RNA nuclease activity; RNA binding
Source: RefSeq, a predicted model, not a curated record
AUGAAGAUCAACGCAGCACUUGCAUUCCUCCCUCUGGCUUUGGCAGCUCCAGCUCAGCUUCAGAAGCGCCUUCCCAACCACACUCCAGUUGAUGUGGAAGGAUUAGACUCGGACUUCACAGUCAACUGCGGCAAAACCAAGGUUGACGGCGCAGACAUCCACAAAGCUGUAUCCUGGGGAGUGAACCUGGAAGUUGCCGGCGAUCAGCUUGGAAGCGGAAACUACCCCCACUACUAUGGUAACAACGGAGGAACUCGAUUCAAGUUUCUUGACCCCGCUUGCGACCAGAACCCUCAAAACAAGCGGAAAGAGUUCCCCGUCGUAAAGGGCGGGUACUUUGAGGGCGAGAACGACACUGCCUAUAAAUUCAGGGCAAUUUAUCUUUUCGACACUGCAGACCCGUGGACCCAGAACCCUAAGGCUAUCUACUGUGGGACCAUCUAUCAUGGAAAGAAUGACUUUGAGGGUUGCGAUGUUGGAAAGCAAUAG